Bombyx mandarina (wild silkworm) is the source of this 2268-nucleotide messenger RNA. Its product is annotated as AMP deaminase 2. Gene Ontology annotation, cellular component: cytosol. Gene Ontology annotation, biological process: IMP salvage; AMP metabolic process. NCBI's taxonomy places the organism in Eukaryota, Metazoa, Arthropoda, Insecta, Lepidoptera, Bombycidae. Gene Ontology annotation, molecular function: AMP deaminase activity. The record is from RefSeq and is a predicted model, not a curated record.
AUGCUCAUGAACCUCGAAGCGAACGAUAAUGGGAUCGAAGCGACGCGCACACGUGUGCGAGGUCCCGGCGACAGCACGCGGCGCCGUGCCGACAACCAGGUCCCGUUCCAGAGAGUCUCCGUCGCCGGUAUACAUAUCACUGGGGUGCCCAUAGAGGAGCUGAUACGUUCAGCCACUCUGCUGGUCGAAGCGUUGGGCUUGCGUCGCUACUACAUGGAGGCCGCCCAGCAGUCCUUCCCGGAGACGCUGGUGGAGUUCUUCUCCGGGCACGGCUCCCCGCGGCGAAUGCUCGACAAGCACAAGGAAUCUAUGGACUUUACCCGCGCUUUACUUAAUUUGGACAGUAUGGCAGCCGAGCAGUAUCUACAGCUGACAACGUGCUCCUCCGAAGAGUUCCAGCAACGACACAACAAUGUAACUCUUAGUCCGCACCAUUCCGUUACUAGAUUUCCACUGAUGAGCAGAAUAUCCAUGACAAAGCCGGCUGACACAAUGAGAACUUCCUUGGAGAGCCACGAAGAUGUGGAGCCAAUGAUGGGACUCGUGGACCCGUGGGCUUGUCCCAGCCCCCCGGAUCGGCGCUACUCGUUCCGAUGGGUGGACGGUGUGGUCGCGGUCUACCGCAGCGAGGGUGAUGCGGCUUCGGGCAGGCCCUUACCUUACCGCACCGUCAAAUUCAAGCAGUACGUCGACGAUAUGGGGAAGCUGAGCGACAUGGUCGCUGAUGGACCGCUGAAAUCGUUUUGUUUUCGUCGUCUGAGCUACCUGAAGUCUAAGUUCAAGAUGCACGUACUGCUGAAUGAGCUUCACGAGUUGGCUUUACAGAAAGCUGUUCCGCAUCGAGACUUCUAUAAUAUCAGAAAAGUGGAUACUCACAUUCACGCUGCGUCGUGUAUGAACCAGAAACAUUUGUUGCGAUUCAUCAAGCGUACCCUGCGGCAGAACGCCCACGAGGUGGUGGCCUUGCAACGCGGGGUCCCGAUGACCCUCAAAUCCGUGUUUGAGGAGAUGCAGCUCGACGCCUACGACCUCAACGUUGACAUACUGGACGUUCACGCGGACCGCAACACUUUCCAUCGUUUUGAUAAGUUCAACGCCAAAUACAAUCCGGUCGGAGAGAGCCGACUGAGGGAAGUGUUCUUGAAGACCGACAACUACAUGAACGGAACGUAUUUCGCCAACAUCAUUAAGGAAGUGAUGUCGGAUUUCGCAGAGAAUAAGUACACGUAUUCCGAGCCCCGCAUCUCGGUGUACUGCAAGAGCAGCAGUGAGUGGAGUCGGCUGGCGUCGUGGGCGGUCCGGAACGACGUGCACUCGCCCCACGUGAGGUGGCUCGUGCAGGUCCCCAGGCUCUAUGAUAUCUACCGUAUCAACAAGUUGCUGAAGAAUUUCCAGCAGUUUCUGAGCAACCUUUUUGAUCCGUUGUUUGAAGUUUCCAUCGACCCCAGUUCCAAUCCGGAGCUGCACAAGUUUUUGGCGCACGUGAUCGGGUUCGAUAGCGUGGACGACGAGUCCAAGCCGGAGAUUCCGAACCUCAGCGAACAUAUGAGAACUCCCGAGGAAUGGAACGACGAGGAGAACCCUCCGUACGCGUACUACCUGUACUACAUGUACGCUAACAUGGUCACCCUCAAUGAGCUGCGCAAGGAGCAGGGGCUGAACACGUUCGUGCUGCGCCCCCACUGCGGGGAGGCCGGCCCCGCCGCGCACCUGAGCGCCGGAUUCCUGCUCGCCGAAAACAUAUCUCAUGGACUCAUCCUGAGAAAGGUGCCCGUGCUCCAGUACGCGUACUACCUGGCCCAGAUCUACAUCGCGAUGUCUCCGCUCAGCAACAACUCGCUGUUCCUCAACUACCACAGGAAUCCGCUGCCGGAGUACUUCGCGAGAGGACUCCGGGUCACUCUGAGCACGGAUGAUCCUCUGCAGUUCCAUUUUACUAGGGAGCCGCUGAUGGAGGAGUACAGUAUAGCCGCGCAGGCGUGGAAGCUCAGCUCGUGCGACAUGUGCGAGCUGGCCAGAAACUCUGUGCUCAUGUCCGGGUUCCCGCACGAGAUGAAGCAGUACUGGCUGGGCGCGCAGUACGUGCACGAGGGUCCGGCCGGGAACGACAUCACCAAGACCAACGUCCCCGACGUCAGGAUCUCGUUCCGCCACGAGACCUUACUCGACGAGCUGGACAAUUUGUUUAGCGCAGCCGAAAAAUAAACCAGAAAAGGGGACCGGUAGCUGGAAACAAAUGACUUUGAUUUUAAUAAAAAAAUAAAUCAC